Molecule: messenger RNA, 656 nt
Organism: Culicoides brevitarsis
Lineage: Eukaryota; Metazoa; Arthropoda; Insecta; Diptera; Ceratopogonidae
Gene: PDCD-5
Product: programmed cell death protein 5
Exons: 3
Coding region: 103-492 (129 amino acids)
Cellular component (GO): cytosol; nucleus
Molecular function (GO): DNA binding
Source: RefSeq, a predicted model, not a curated record
CAAAUUGUACCUCUCUGAAUCAUCAAAACAAAAAAUAAUUUCACGUUUUUCAUCCAAUUUUACUUGAAUUUUACCGAAUCCCAGCUUUAAAAUCACAGAACGAUGGCAGAUCCCGAACUCGAAGCUAUUCGUCAACAGCGUUUAGCCCAAAUGCAAGGACAGGGCGGCAGCGAGCAACAAAAACAAAUGGAAGAACAACGUCGUGCUCAGGAAGACAUGAAAAAUUCAAUGUUGAGUCAAAUUUUGUCACAAGCAGCUCGCGCUCGUUUAAACACUCUCAAAAUCAGUAAGCCCGAAAAGGCGCAAAUUGCAGAAUCGACAAUUAUUCGCAUGGCACAAAUGGGACAAAUCGGCGGCAAGCUAGAAGACACAGAAUUGGUGCAAAUUCUCGAGAGUUUGAACAAACAAAUGCCCAAAAGCGAAAGUAUGGUGAAAUUCGAUAGAAGACGUGCCCAAAUCGACUCCGAUGACGACGAUGAUUACGGGAUUUAACGAUCCUCGAGGAUGUCAGAACGACGAUUUGAAGUCAAAUUUACUCAUUUUUAUUGUUUGAAAUUUCUCUCGCAUACCGGCUUUCGCUUUCUUUCAUUUUUUUUUAAUUUUUAAAUAAUAAUAAAAUCGUCACACAAUUUACUAAGUAAUGCUCCAUUCAAAAA